AUGGUGGUUGUCAUGGUAGAUUUCACCAACGAGGUUCUGCAGCAUUUGACGCCCCUGUCCUCAAGAGAAGAGCUGGAGGCAGCACAUGCCUUCGAUGUCUUGGAGUCUUACCUGGUCCCGGCGGGAGACGAGCUUGUUGCAAAAGCUCUCACCUGGAUUGCAGUUUUACUCAGCAGAGUCUUCAACGCGCACAAAAAUGAAACCACCGAUCGACAAAUCGGGGACAAGCGUCCAGUUUGGCAGGGGAUUGUCAUUGAUGACUUCUUUGCGAUAUCCCUUGAAGAUGCUAGAUUGCCUUCCUGCAGUGCGGCCUCAGUUGACGUAUAUGCCAAGGAGAAGGUGUUGGGGUCAGAUGACAAGACGGUCAGAGGAGCAGAGGCUUUCAAGGUUGUAGGAGCAGAGGUGCUGUCUGAUGAGCAAGCCCGCAGAUGCAAUGGCACUUUCAUCAGCGCUCCUGCUGCAAAGAGGCUUCCUAUGAUCUGCCUGGCUCUUGCUGCAGCCAGAUUGCCUUGCAUCAGCAAAUCCCUUGCGGCGAGGAGGGUUGCUGAGGAGCUGGCUUUGAAAUUUCACUGCGUUGCUGAGGUGCAGGAUUUCAGAUUUGAUGCUGUUGAGAUAUGUGGUGGAUCUGGCGUGUUGUCAGCGGCUCUGAUCAAAGAGGGCUUGGCAGCCUGCACGCCAAUUGACCUCUCUAGGCACACAUUGACCCGUGUGCCUUUGGAUCGCCCCAUCACAAGCCCUUUCGACUGCUGGGGCAUGGAUUUGACGUUGACUCUCUCGUCUACUGGUGGUCACAAGCACGUCCGCAUAGAGGGCAAGUUCACCAAAGCUAGCGCAGCAUACCACCCAAAUCUUGCAGCCUUCAUUGCCAAGAAGAUUGCCCAGCGUCUGAAGAUGAGAAACACAGAUGGUGAGAAGGAGGGAACAAAGCUCGAGAGCGUUGUCUUGAACGACUUGCUGCAAAGUCCUGGUUGGAAAGUUGAAAGUGGCUGGUUCUGGAAAAAGCAUGUCCAUAUCAACAUCCUUGGAAGGCAGAUCCUAGGUUGGACUUUACAGGUUUUUGCUCUUGAAAGGCGGAGACAGGAGGUUCACAGCCCUGAUGGACUCAAGGGUCGCCAAGCGAGCAAUUGCCAAGGGCCGCUCCGCUGCCAGAGCACUCCGCCCUACAUUGCUCCGCUGAACACAGCUGACGCUCCGACACGUGAAACGCCUUUAUCCAUGCAAUGGAGCUGCUCCAUUUUGGAUUUUUGCUCUCUUGGUCAGCCAGUCAAGGAGAAGCACCACGUCAUCAGGCUCUAUGCGCGACGACUGAUGCCUGGUGGAGAUGGCACCUACUGCGUCAACACGGUGACGGGCGAAACUACCUUGACGGAGCCUUUGCUGAGCUCGGGGACCACCACACCGUUGGGUGCCUUCAUGGUGGCCCAGACCCCCAUCGCCGCUGGUGCCAUGACGCCCGCGGGCACGCCCGCGCACCCCCGCGCACCCGGCACCCAGCACGCCCAUGCGGAACCCCUCCACACCAGCGCCCAUCCCUUUGCCGGAAGGGUGGACGCAGAUCACGCAGGGAGCUUUGGCACCGAUGCUUCCAGCAAUUCGCCCUUUCCAGCCUCCUCGCUGGUCGCAGACGUGCGCGGGGAUGUCACCGAGGAGAUGGAUCGGGAGAUUUGCAAGCAUGUCUUCCGCAUCCAAGGGGCCGUGUCGGCCAAUAACUUCAUCCAGUUGCCUGCUAGGAAGGUGAAAUCCAUGGGACUCACAGGGGAAUACGUCUACCUCUUAGUGAAGCCUUUGGAACUGAAGUUCUUUCUGGUUCACUUGGAUUUUGUUGUGAGCAGCGGCAAUCGUCUCCGUAUCUCCUUAAGCAACCUCUAUGAAGAGGUGAAGAUUGGGCAUCACUGCAUCCAAUGCCCUUGCAAACUUCCAGAUUCUUGGACCGUGGUUCGGCUCCACGUGCCCUCCAUCCUCCGCCUGGGCAAUCUGUUGCCGCAUGGCUUCGUCCUCCGCUCCCUGCAGCUCUGCGCCUCCCUGCGGGUGCGGGGUGCCUUCACCUCGGAUCGCCGCUAUUCUCCACCAGAUGCACCUCGAGACUUAGCGCCGGGCGCGGCCAACUGGCAGUGGAUGGACGCACCGUUGCGGGUGGAGGCCGUCGUGCCCAAGAACGGCGAAAAGAGCAGGAUAGCAGAGGAGAUGAAAGGCAAACAUCCUACGGAAGGCACAGCAGACGCAACCCCAUUGGAGCCGGCCAGUGAGCUCGAAGAUGCCUGGCCCAAACCAUUGAUGCGCUUUUCAUCUCUGCUGGGUGCCACUCAGCCAUCCCGAAGGCUCCGAAUGGGAGGAACUUUGACCAAAGUCCCGGGCCGCUUCGCGGUGUUUGCUUCACCUGGUCCGGUGGAGGUGGUGGGCAUUGCAUCCAUGUCCCUGUCAUUCUCGUCAAUUGAUGACGGGAAGGAGCCGCGGCGACAUUUCUUCGGCCACACUCGGCCCAUUGAAGUUCUCGAAGGGUCCGAUGAUGGGCAUUGGUUGGCCUCUGUGCAGGGCACCGUCGCUGGUGUCCCAGUGCUGCGCCUCUGGCGCACGACCGGGAGAGGCCUCGACUGCACCACGAUCCAGCCCUUGAGUGCCCUUUGCAGCGUGCAGUCUGUGGCCUUCGACGGCGCCAGUCGCUUCUUGGCGGUGGCAGGGCAGGACUCACGUGAGCGGCCAAACCUGUUGGUCUUCGAUAUGAGCCGUGCCAAAGGAGGGGCCAUCAACCUCAUCGCGCAGCAGUUUGGGCCGGAUGUCACUUGCGUCAGGUUUUCACCCUUCGAAGAGCUGAAUUUGGUGAGUUGCGGCAUGGAAAACAUCCGCUUCUGGCGGGUGAAGGAGAAGCAUAUUCCGGGCUGCCUUGUGCCCCUCGGUGUGCUCGGCCGACAGACGCACUUCACCUGCCUUGGCUUCGAAUGCCGGAAGAGGGGUCACUCGUUCUUCCUGGGGGAGACCGCCUCGAAGCUCCGGGUCUUUGUCAGCACCUCUGAUGGCCGGCUGUUGCAGGUGGGCUAUCAGAGUCGAAAGGUGCUGUCCGUGCACCAGCUGCACAGCGAGGCCAUCACCUGGAUUUGUGCCAAUGACGUCUUUGUGGUCACGGCUGGCUGCGACCACUUUGUCCGUGUUUGGCCCGUGGAUUUCCAUUCCUUCUACCUCCACUCGAAGCACGAGUCCGCAGUGGUGGGCAUUGACAUCACGGCGGAUGGCCGCAAGGUCUUGUGUAGCAAUGCCGAUGGAUCCCUCGGAGUGUUGGAUGUUCGAAGCCACCAAUACAAAGAUAUUAGCAGGUCCCACAAGGCGGCUAUCCUGCAGGCAGCUGUGUCCGAAAGCUUCCAGGAAGUUGCCACCGCUGCCAGCGACGGGAGCAUCAAGGUCUGGAAAUUACCGCACUGGGAGGAAGUGCACGAAUUCCUGGUAGAUGACCAGCCGCAGACGCUGGUCUUCCACCCGCAAUCGCACUGGCUGGCGGUGUCCUUCCUGUCGGGUGCGGUGCGUAUUUUCGACGUGGAGACCCAGGCGCAGUUUCGAGAACUCCAACUGGGACGGUCUCCGGUGUUGGCCUUGCGAUUCAUAGGGGCUGAUGAACUUCAGGGGGAGCAGCUGGUGAUCUGCGAUGCGUCCGGAACACUGGCAAUCUUUGAUCAGGCCUUCAACUUGCUUCGCAGCUUCCAGUGUCCUGGAAGCUCCAGUGGCAAACCCUCCCUGAAUGCAGAACCACAGAGGCUCCUAUGGCCCGCAGGGAGUCGUUCCGCCGUGUUGCUGAACUUGUUGGACGGCCGUUCGGUCGCCAUGAUCAGUGCGUCUGAAGGGUCUAAGGUGUCAAGCUCUUCGUUCUCCUGGCAUGGGCGCUAUGCAGUGCUGGGUGGGGAGAACAAACGCAUUCACGUCUUUGAGGCGGAGGGCGGAAGUCAUGUCUUCAGCUGCGCAUGGUCCAGUAGCCCAGCGUGCGAUCUGCUGCUGCUGGAAGCUGCGAAUGGAGAGCAAUGGCAGCCAUGGAUGUUGAUGGUGGCAUCGGUCGACCGCUUGGUCAGGACCUCCCGCUUGUACAUCACGUCCACUGAGGUGGGCCUGGAGCAAACCUUUGCAGCUCAUGCCACGGCAUCUCAGCAGCUGUUGCUCUGCAGAGGCGCGGGCACAGCCCGCUGUGUCUCAGUAAGCUCCUCGGAGCUGGCCUGCUGGGAACUGUCACCGCGCAUGGCACACUUCUUUGAGCAGAAGCCACCAGUUCUGGAGGUGGAUGAGUUGCCAUCGGCGACCAUGACCCUGGCGGCGGAAGAGGAAGCCGUCAGCUUUCUGGAAAAGUUGGGAGCAGUGCCUGAGCCAACCACGGAGGCACCGCAGACACUGGAUAGCGUGGUCAGCAAUCUGGAGGAAGCCUCAGCCAUGGUGGAAGCCUUGGCCGAGGCCUCACCAGGCGCCGAGGCCGAAGCGGCCGAAGCGGCCGAAGCGGCCGAAGCGGCCGAAGCGGCCGAAGCGGCCGAAGCGGCCGAAGCGGCCGAAGCGGCCGAAGCUGGUGCCGACCUCGCCGCAAAGGUGGAUCCAACUGAGAUGAAGAUGAUGAAGACACCCCUUGACGGGCUUCCACGGCUGCAGCUUGAGUACUUCGCAAAGCUUCGCAUGCGACGUGCCGUUGAGGUACCUUGUAGCGCCUACACCAGGACCAUGCCGCUGCGACGGGACCAAGCAGGCCACGAGACGAUGAGGCGUCGGGAGCAGGGCAGUGGUUGGCGAGCGGUGGCAAGCGAUUGCACCUCGGAUGCAGCGCUGAUGCGUGCUGAUGUUCCCUUCAAUGGCCGGCAAGCUGUUGAGAUGGAGGGCCAGCGGCUCGCAGCGGUCUUUGCGUGCUCUUCGGCUAACCAGAUGCGCCUCUGCAGCUGGACCACGGCCACAGAGACCUCUACGGCCUCGGUUCCAGAGACGAUUGCCCUGACGGACUAUGGUGAUUUCGCUGGCUGCCUCCUGCGGCUCUCCGGUCAGCUGGCACUCACUGCGCCACUGGGCCCUCGUGGAGGCCGAGAGUUUCGGGUGGAUUUGUGGCGUUGCGAUGGCCUCUGGGCCAGCAGCGUCUUGGCGGAGGAGCCAUUGGAUCUGAAGGUCUUGGAAGGCAAGGAGUUUGGGGUCCUCACCUCAGCUGGCUUGACCCUCUGGCGCUUCGACGAUGAGUGCGAUGCAGACACCGCCGCAGGUGGCGACCUGGAAGACAGCUGUGCCCGCUUGCAAUUUCAAGUUGCAGAGCCACCAGCUGGGGACCUCACGCACGGCAGCUUUGUGGCAAUGGCCACACAAACAGGCCCAGAGCUCGAGGAGGAUAGGAAACAGCUGGCCUUUCUGGUUACAGCUGGAGGUAUGCUGUGGGUUCACGACGUAGAUGACAACGUCGGCAUCUCCUUGUUGCAGGUGCCAAAGGCCACAACUGGUGUCACAGCCGUGUCCUGCAGCUUUCCCUUGCUGGUUCUGGGUGUGUCAGCUUCGCUCCAUGCAGUGAAGAUAGACCUGGCUGGUGCGAUGACAACUGUGGGAGAAAUGAAGCUGGACGGUCACAUCCAAAGCCUUCGGCUGCUGCAUGAAGAACGCGGUGUGGCGGCCACAGCGGCCAACACCAUCUGGUACUUUGACGUUGCAAAGGGCAAUGUGGUGCCCCUCCAGGCGUUUCACCAGGUUUCUGGCGCCACACAUUUAGCGCGCAGCGGUGCAAGCGAGGUAUUGUGCAGCUCCAGUGGGGCCGAGUUGAGGCUGUGGCGCGAGGAGGAAGUCUUGUUGGAAGUUGCACGUCUGAGACUGGAGGCGCCCUGCGCAGCACUUCACUUUUUGCCCGAUGGACUUCUGGGCUGCGCCCUUGUGGACGGAACAGUCCUUUUCUUCGAGCUUCAGAUGUUUGGUUUGGUGUCCAGGGCAGAAGUUCCCUUGCAAAAAGGAAGCGCCGAAAGGUCCAGUCCUGAGAAGCUCACGGCUAUGGAGGUGUUGGUGAAUCCAUCGGACCUUCAACUGCUUUUUGGCACCUCCAGGGGCAGGAUCCUGCGGGGAAAGUUGCAGGGCUUCAACAAGGUUUGCCGCAUCGAUGCCGACUCCGCAGCCUUUUCCACCUUUGUGGCUGAAGACGUGGCUGCCAUAGGAGGCUAUGCAAAGGGCGGAGUCACAUGCAGCAUCUUUGCUUUGGGGGCUGAAGGCGGAGACAUGCGGAGACCGGGCGGGUGA
Molecule: messenger RNA, 6216 nt
Organism: Cladocopium goreaui
Lineage: Eukaryota; Dinophyceae; Suessiales; Symbiodiniaceae
Source: the annotation of a GenBank genome assembly